UUAUGGAGUUGCAUGUGUGUCGCGUAUUUGAAUGAAGACUCGAACAUAGAUGUAAACUUUAAAAUUUCACUGCGAUUUUUGUUUGGAAACAAAUCAAAGGGAUUAAAUGUGGUACUGGAAGAAGAUUUAUUGAAAUUCUAACGUCCUGUUCAAGCGUUGAACCAGCCGAAGAGGAAUAAUAAUUGAGUUUAUAAACGAUACAAGUUCGGACGAGUUACAUUGGUUCGCUUUUGUGUGCUGUUUACGGGAAUUGUUGUCUAGAACGGUGCUUUCUUGGGGAAUUUUAAACGUCUUUAACCGCUGUGAGUGAGGGCUUGAACCGAUAUCUGGCAUGAGAUAACACCCAAGAUCUCCUCACGAUGUGGGAUCAGAAUCAUAAAUCACUCACUGACAUGCUCGAUCCAGGCGUCAACCAGUUCCCUGGUGGACCGAACCUCAUGAACGAUUUUCUACCCAAGACUGAAUUAGACUCGGAUCCCGCGAUGGGCAUGUACCCCGGGGGACCAAUGUCGGGUCCGGGGCCUGGCCCCAAUAUGGCUCCAAACAUGGGUGGUCCCAAUCUCGGAGUACCAAAUGUACCCGGACCUAACAGCAUGAACAUGGGGCAACAGCUGUCGCAGCAUAAUGCAGGGAUGCCCCUCAGCAUGGAACGACACAUCCAACAAACCAACGAACGUCUGCUGUGUAUAAAACAGCACCUGUCAACACCCCAGGGCUUCCAGAACGCUGCGCGAGAACUGCUGGAAUGGUGUAGCGACGUCAGGGCAUUCCAGGCGCCAUUCGAAGGAAACCUCAUGGGAUGCCUAACGGUUGUUAGUCGUGUUGCUGCAACGCCUGGCUUUGAUCUUCAUCUUGGGUAUCGUCUGUUGGCUGUUUGUGCUGCUCAUAAAGAGAAGUUUUCGCCCAAGUCCAUGAAUUUGCUGGCGAUGUGGAGCGAAGAGCUGAGUCGUUUCUUACUGCUGAAGCAUCCUCAAACACCUAAACAGAGCCACAAGAAGCCAGCUAAUGUCGAUCAAAAUCAGCUCAUGUGGCCUAUGCAGCAGCCCCAACAGCCCCAACCUUCCGUUUCGGUGGUGACCACAGUAUGGGGCGUAGCGUCAACAACCAGUCAAGCUCAGUUGCCUACAGAUAACAUGUUACCAUCGAUACCAACAUCCAACACUGGGAAUGUCAUGAACCAGCAAGGUUAUGGAAACCCGGGAAUGAUGAAUGCAGGAAAUAAACCAUACCAACAGUCAGGUUUUCCAGGCAACCAGUUCCCACAAAGAAGGAUGGCAGGAGAUGCGUCCCGCAACACAGGGGGUUACCCCACGACACCGACCACUCCACAGAAUGGUCCACAGACAAACCCUUUCCACUACCCUCAUUCUGGCCCGCCCAAUGCGACGCCUUUUCCCACCACCCCUGCCCAAGUCCCGACCCAACCUCAGAACAACCAGUAUACGGGGAGCGGACCUGCGGCAGCGGCGGCCGCCGCGGCAGUUGCAGCGGCUGCAGCUACAGCGACUGCCACCGCGACGGCGACUGCAACAGCUUCUUUACAAGAUCAUGAUGUCGACGGCGGGUUUGGAUUUGAACAACAACCCCCCACACAAUUCCAGGCCCAUGCUCAGACUCCGGCCAAUCAUCCUCAACAGCCCCCACCGCCCUACUCCAAGAAUCCGUAUCCUCAACAACAGUACGGCAACAAACCCCAGUACCCGGGGCCUUACCAAGGCAAUCCCAAUCCAAAUCAGAUGCCCAACCCCGGCAUGAAAUCCCCGAUGAUGAAUAACAGGCAGUUCAUCCAGCAAUUUAUGAGACCUCAACAGCAGCCUAACCCAAAUAUGGCGGCGAACAUGGCGAAUAUGCUUGGAGCCGGUGGAUUCAAUAAACAACCUCGCUUUCAAAAUCAGGCUCAAAUGGGCAUGCAAAAGAAUGCGUUUAAGGACAUGAAGCCACCCCCCAGUUAUCCCAACGUGUCCAACUACCCUCCUGGUUUUCCUCAGAACUCGAACUUCCCAAAUCCGGCCGGCCCCAGGGGCAACUUCAUAAAUACGCAGUUCCGGCCGGGUGAUAUGCCCCCUAAGACCGGCGUCCAACAACAAGCUAUGGGCCCGAACAAUAUGAGAUAUCCGACGCCCGCAGGCAAUACCUUACCGGGCAGCGGUUUGAUGUCGCCGAGUCCGUCGAAUCAAGGGGGAAUGGUACAGAGCAAUGUUGGAGGUGGAUUGCCGCCUGGGGGCGGAUUGCCGCCUUUUCCAGAUCCGCCGGAUGUAAAACCGCGAAUACCACCACAAAAUGACAACGAUCAACUUCGGCUAACAUUCCCGGUCCGUGACGGAAUAAUGCUGCCGCCGUUCCGUCUUGAACACAAUCUUGCUGUUAGUAAUCACGUCUUUCAUCUUCGCGAGUCUGUUCAUCAUACCUUACUAUGGAGGUCUGAUCUGGAACUUCAGUUCAAAUGUUAUCAUCACGAAGAAAAACAACAGCAUACCAAUUGGCCAGCGUCCGUCUCUGUCAGUGUCAAUGCUACACCGCUUACGAUUGAAAGGGGUGAUAACAAAACCUCUCAUAAGCCACUGCAUCUGAAGAAUGUUUGUCGACCUGGUCGAAAUACAAUACAAAUCACAGUCACCGCCUGUUGCUGUUCUCAUUUGUUUGUCCUACAACUGGUUCAUCGCCCAUCAGUGAAGUCGAUACUUGAUGGUCUUUUAACGAAGCGGCUUCUACCAGCUGCUCAUUGUAUUACGAAAAUAAAACGACAUUUUGCUUCGCCGCAAAAUCUCGGCGUCAAUGAUGACGGGGUCGAACAAACUGCGAUAAAAGUCUCGUUGAAAUGUCCGAUCACUCAACGUAGAAUUUCGUUGCCUGCCCGAGGACACGAUUGCAGGCAUAUACAGUGCUUUGAUCUGGAAUCAUACCUGAAACUAAACGCGGAACGAGGCAGCUGGAAGUGUCCAGUGUGCAACAAAACAGCGGUGUUGGAGUUACUGGAAGUUGAUCAAUACAUGUGGGGGAUCUUAACCUCUUUAACAAAAUCUGAAAGACAAUCAGGACAAAUUUCUGGUACGGAGGAAAUUACCAUCGAUCCGAAUAGUCAAUGGUACCCAGUGCCUGUGAAACUCGAUAUUAAGGAAGAAGGAAACCCCUCUAAACGGCAAAAGACAUGUGAAAACCCUGGUUCUAUAAACAGCCCGCCUAUGAACAGAGGCGGAGCCUUUCCCGCACUGCCUGCCCCAGUCUCCAUGUCGUCUGGACCUCCGGCGGACACAAUAAAAAAUUCCAAUCCGUCGCCGAUGCUUGGCCGUAGUAAUAGCUCUGGAAAUAUCAGUAAUCAAGGAGACAAACCAGCUAUGAGUCCUGCAGCGCACAUUGGUCAAGUACCUACCCCAAUUCCAAUGGUAUCAAGUCCCCACACACCACAGCCUGUGAUCUCUACAGCAAAUACUACUAGCACUAACCCAAACACACCUGUAUCAACCGUGACGGCUGGACCUAAUACGCCCACCCCCGCCGUAGCGAGUCCAGCAGCUUGUCUGGAUGGCAGUACUCUGCCAGGUGAUGCUGUCAAAAAGGAGGAUGUAACGUCAGAUUAUAAUGCACUUAUUGAACAGUCUCAGGAUGGGACGGGCGAUCCUUCAGAAGAGGGGCUGCCAGGAAAUCUCGAUCCGUCAGACUUCCUCCCGUACCUGGAGACGUCAGAUCUCAGUGACGACCUUCUCUCAAUGUUUGAAUAAACAUUCGCAACAAAACACGGUAUCGAAUAUCGUAUCUUCUCAUUCUCGUGGCCUGAAUUGCUCUCCUUUCAAUAUUUUUAAUUGAUUCUUCGAUCAUUUUGGGGUUUUAUAUAUACAUAUAAAAAACACGUUUUAACUAGGUUAGCACUGGCAUGGGGCUGGUGAAGUGUCAUGGGGCUGCGGUGAACUCGCAGUUGUCAGAGCGAGAUAUUAGCAUUCCAUUCUCACUCUGAUAAUAGGCAGGUUUAGCACAAGGACGUGAACGUCAAAGAGGACGUGAAAAUCGCGAAUGAAUUGUGUAGCAUGUCCAUAUAUGGCGCAUCAUGACAGGUAUUCGCCAUUUUCACGUCCUCGUGCUAAAUCUACCUAAUAGCAGGUUGAUCACCCAACGGCAGAUCUCACUGUUGGAGUUCACAAAGAGUGACCUCUGAAGUUCAGCCUCUACUUUCAUCGUCUGCCUUAGAGUGAAAGAUAUCUAUUAGGGAUAUUUGGGAGAGAUGUCUUUCCAGCUCUCUAAGAAAUCGCAGUCUGUACGCGAUUCAGCCUCACAAACCCCGCGGUACAAAUGGGCAAUUUCUAAGAUCAGUUGUACAAAGCCUGGUUAGUGCUAGCUCUUGAAUAAAAAUUUUGCCGCUGUUUUGGUUUAUGUUGACUACAUUCCGGGGUUAGGCUAACCGGGUUUUGAACAGCCUACGCCCUUCGAGGGUUUAACAGCGUACAUUCUACGGUUUACGAUUGAACGGGCAGCAUAUUCCAGGCCACGUUUGCUAGAUGUAAUGUAAAUAUUUUCCUUGUCAAAGCAAGGGUCAUUGUUCUACGCGCCUCCUGGCAAGACAUAUCGUAGUAUAAAUGUUUUAUUAUAUAGACAAAAGUUUAAGUUAUUUUUAGGGGGUAUAUAGACAAGUAUUUAUCCUAUUUUAAUAUAUAGUAUACAUAUAUAAAUAUAUAUAAAUAUUUUCGCUCCCUGUUGCACGCUAGGCAUUUUAAAGAUAUUGGAACAUAAGAUGUAAGACUAGGGCAUAUGACUAUAACUGCGUUUUUUUGCUCUAUGAAAGCACAGUGUGAACUCUUAUCGGUUCGAGUAAACGUUGCAAGGUGGCCUUCCGUAGAAAUCUUGCUACUUUAAGACGAAGCAAUUCAUUACAAAUUGCUUAUACAAAAGUACCUCAUACUUGUUCUCGUGCCAUCCUUGGCUGCGAUGUUUUUCAGUAAUCAACUGAUCUGUGAACAAAAAUUGGAUACUCCAUCUGUUUUACAUAGAUUGCGCCAAUCGCGCGGUCGAGCACUAGAAGCCCCAUUUGCGCAUAUUCUCUAACAAAUCACAGUAGGUAAUUCUGCAACAGAUUGCGAGUUCGGAGUUCAGGGCAGAAUCAACACGCUUAAUUGGGGAGGAGUUAAUAUUCUUGUAUUUGUCUUGUGUCUGAAUUCAUUGUAUAUUCACAUAUGGAGAUAUCCAUAUUUACACCUCUCCCUUCUCCCCCCAAAGUAUCGUGCUAUUUUUCGGUCCUGUUUGAGUUUGGUUUUUUAAACGAAUGGGAUGAUACGUAUGAUAUGUAAUGUGGCAUUUAAAAGUUUAAAAACUCGUUGGAAGAUAUUAUAGAAAGUAUUAUUCCGCGCGUUGAAAACGAGGCUAACGACAUGUUAGGAAUUUGACGGAUUGAAAUAUUCUCAUAAUCAAUAGAAUUCUUUGUCGAGUUGUAAUAUUCCGUCGUAAGUUAUAACAAUGCGCUGCGCUACCUCUUUUGAAGGUGGUCAAAAUCCCAACUUUUUUCCAUAUUCAGAGUUAUUAGUCGGGAUUUUUUUUAAUUUGUAGGCUCCAUGUUAUGUGUAAAUACUUCAUAUAUUUCGUAUAGUUUAGUACUCUGGAUGGUACAUGCGGUCACUCAUAGUACAUAUCAGUUUCCUAAAAAUAGGACAUAAUGAAAUACACCGAUUUUAAUCCCUAUAUAAGUCCCUACAAAAUUUAGUAUACGGUACCCUCGCCUCCAAUAACUUUUGUCCCAAGUUCAGUCUCUACGUGUACUGUGAUUGAUUGCAUGCGGCCUUUGCUAUAUUUUACGUUUUGCGGGGGCGUAGAAAUGUGUAGAUUUUAAAUAUGUACCCGAAAGCUUCACGUUUUAAAUAGUGUAGAAAUAUAUUGUCUAUAGUAGAUAAAAAUAUGAUAUUAUAAACUAGGUUAAAUAGAUAUUAAAUACUAUAUGCAAGUGG
Dendronephthya gigantea is the source of this 5927-nucleotide messenger RNA. Its product is annotated as zinc finger MIZ domain-containing protein 1-like. Gene Ontology annotation, biological process: regulation of transcription by RNA polymerase II; protein sumoylation. Bases 360 to 3719 code for a protein of 1119 amino acids. Gene Ontology annotation, molecular function: SUMO ligase activity; zinc ion binding. The transcript is spliced from 22 exons. The record is from RefSeq and is a predicted model, not a curated record. NCBI's taxonomy places the organism in Eukaryota, Metazoa, Cnidaria, Anthozoa, Malacalcyonacea, Nephtheidae.